This is a messenger RNA of Gamsiella multidivaricata, 1306 nucleotides long. Its product is annotated as fructose-bisphosphate aldolase, class II. The transcript is spliced from 4 exons. Gene Ontology annotation, cellular component: cytosol. Gene Ontology annotation, biological process: glycolytic process; gluconeogenesis. Lineage: Eukaryota; Fungi; Mortierellomycota; Mortierellomycetes; Mortierellales; Mortierellaceae. The record is from RefSeq and is a predicted model, not a curated record. Bases 111 to 1187 code for a protein of 358 amino acids. Gene Ontology annotation, molecular function: zinc ion binding; fructose-bisphosphate aldolase activity.
CUUUUUUUCUUUUCUUUCUUUUCUCUUCUCUACCGCUCUUUUUUCCCACACAUUCACCACCACACAUCUCCCUCUUCUCCCCCCCCCUUUUCUGUACUCUCAGCAUCACCAUGGGUCUCCUCGAUAUCGUCCCCGCCGGCGUCAUCACCGGUGACAACGUCCGCAAGGUCUUUGCCUAUGCCUCCAAGCACGGCUUCGCCAUCCCCGCCAUCAACUGCACCUCGUCCUCAACCGUCAACGCCGCUCUUGAGGCUGCCCGCGAUUCCAAGUCGCCCAUCAUCAUCCAGUUCUCGAACGGUGGUGCUGCCUACUUUGCCGGCAAGGGUAUCUCCAACAAGAACGAGCAGGCCUCUAUCCUGGGAGCCGUUGCUGGUGCCCAUCACGUCCGCGCCGUUGCCAAGGCGUAUGGUAUCCCCGUCAUCCUGCACUCGGACCACUGCGCCAAGAAGCUGCUCCCAUGGUUCGAUGGCAUGCUCGCUGCCGAUGAGGAGUACUUUGCCAAGCAUGGCGAGCCUCUCUUCUCGUCCCACAUGCUUGAUCUCUCGGAGGAGAGCAAGGGAGAGAACAUCGAGACCUGUGUCAAGUAUCUCGAGCGCAUGGCCAAGAUCAACUGCCAUCUCGAGAUGGAGAUCGGUAUCACCGGAGGCGAGGAGGAUGGUGUCGACAAUUCGGAUGUCGACAAUGCCUCGCUCUACACCCAGCCCCAGGAUAUCCUCGAUAUCUUCAACGCCUUCUCCAAGAUCACCGACUUGUUCUCGAUCGCUGCUGCCUUCGGUAACGUCCACGGUGUGUAUGCUCCCGGCAACGUCAAGCUCCACCCCGAGCUUCUCGGCAAGCACCAGGCUUAUGUCAAGGAGCAGCUGAAGCUCGAGACCGACAAGCCCGUCUGGUUUGUCUUCCACGGAGGCUCUGGAUCGACCGAGAAGGACAUCCAGACCGCUGUCGGCUAUGGUGUCGUCAAGAUGAACGUUGACACUGAUACCCAGUGGGCUUACUGGGAGGGCAUCAAGAACUUCUACGAGAGCAAGAAGGGCUACCUCCAGGCCCAGGUCGGCAACCCCGAUGGUCCUAACAAGCCCAACAAGAAGUUCUACGAUCCCCGUGUCUGGGUCCGUGAGGGUGAGAAGACCAUGGUCGAGCGUGUCAAGGUCGCUUGCAAGGAUCUUAACAACGUCGAUCGUCUGUAAAUAUACAUCAUCUCUCCUUUCCUUCGCCAUUACUUUUUUUUUCCACCAUCGAAGCAUUCACCCCCUCUCUUGACCAAAAAUAUUGAAAUAUAAAUAAAGAACGAUCCUUAUUUGUUGUA